Molecule: messenger RNA, 9218 nt
Organism: Condylura cristata (star-nosed mole)
Lineage: Eukaryota; Metazoa; Chordata; Mammalia; Eulipotyphla; Talpidae
Gene: CACNA1D
Product: calcium channel, voltage-dependent, L type, alpha 1D subunit
Exons: 48
Coding region: 373-6858 (2161 amino acids)
Biological process (GO): calcium ion import across plasma membrane
Cellular component (GO): membrane; voltage-gated calcium channel complex
Molecular function (GO): high voltage-gated calcium channel activity
Source: RefSeq, a predicted model, not a curated record
CGGAGCGGCCCUGGCGGCCGGGCCGGCAUCACCGCGGCGUCCCUCCGCUAGAGGACGAGACCAGCCAAUUCUCCUUUGCAGCAAAAAAUUACCUGUAUAUAUUAUUAAGAUAAUAUAUACAUCUGAUCUUAUUUUUAAAAAAAGUUUAUUUUGCUCCAUUUUUGAAAAAGGGAGCUUGGGUGGAGAGCGGUUUUUAUAAAUUAUUCGUAUUUUCUGUUAUCUGUCCUCGUCCCUCCCCACCCCCUGCUAAAGCGAGAAUAAGGGCAGGGACCGCAGCUCCUACCUACCCGUAACCCCCUUACCCGUUCCUCCCCCGCCCCAACGCCCAGCACAGUGCCCUGCACACAGUAGGCGCUCAAUAAAUGUUCGUGGAUGAUGAUGAUGAUGAUGAUGAAAAAAAUGCAGCAUCAACGGCAGCAGCAAGCGGACCACGCGAACGAGGCAAACUAUGCAAGAGGCAGCAGACUUCCUCUUUCUGGUGAAGGACCAACUUCUCAGCCGAACAGCUCCAAGCAGACUGUCCUGUCUUGGCAAGCUGCAAUCGAUGCUGCUAGACAGGCCAAGGCUGCCCAAACUAUGAGCACCUCCGCACCCCCACCUGUAGGAUCUCUCUCCCAAAGAAAACGUCAGCAAUACGCCAAGAGCAAAAAACAGGGUAACUCGUCCAACAGCCGACCUGCCCGCGCCCUUUUCUGUUUAUCACUCAAUAACCCCAUCCGAAGAGCCUGCAUUAGUAUAGUGGAAUGGAAACCAUUUGACAUAUUUAUAUUAUUGGCUAUUUUUGCCAAUUGUGUGGCCUUAGCUAUUUACAUCCCAUUCCCUGAAGAUGAUUCUAAUUCAACAAAUCAUAACUUGGAAAAAGUAGAAUAUGCCUUCCUGAUUAUUUUUACAGUCGAGACAUUUUUGAAGAUAAUAGCAUAUGGAUUAUUGCUACAUCCUAAUGCUUACGUUAGGAAUGGAUGGAAUUUACUGGAUUUUGUUAUAGUAAUAGUAGGAUUGUUUAGUGUAAUUUUGGAACAAUUAACCAAAGAAACAGAAGGCGGUAACCACUCUGGUGGCAAAUCAGGAGGCUUUGAUGUCAAAGCUCUCCGUGCCUUUCGAGUGUUACGACCACUUCGACUAGUGUCAGGAGUGCCCAGUUUACAAGUUGUCCUGAACUCCAUUAUAAAAGCCAUGGUUCCCCUCCUUCACAUAGCCCUUUUGGUAUUAUUUGUAAUCAUUAUCUAUGCUAUUAUAGGAUUGGAACUUUUUAUUGGAAAAAUGCACAAAACAUGUUUUUUUGCCAAUUCAGAUCUUGUAGCUGAGGAGGACCCAGCGCCAUGUGCGUUCUCAGGGAAUGGACGCCAGUGUGCCGCCAAUGGCACAGAGUGUAGGAGCGGCUGGGUUGGCCCAAACGGAGGCAUCACCAACUUUGAUAACUUUGCCUUUGCCAUGCUCACCGUAUUUCAGUGCAUCACCAUGGAGGGCUGGACAGACGUGCUCUACUGGAUGAAUGAUGCUAUGGGAUUUGAAUUGCCCUGGGUGUAUUUUGUCAGUCUCGUCAUCUUUGGGUCAUUUUUCGUACUAAAUCUUGUACUUGGUGUAUUGAGCGGAGAAUUCUCCAAAGAGAGAGAGAAAGCUAAAGCACGGGGAGAUUUCCAGAAACUCCGGGAGAAGCAGCAGCUAGAAGAGGACCUAAAGGGCUACUUGGACUGGAUUACUCAAGCAGAAGACAUUGAUCCUGAGAAUGAGGAGGAAGGCGGCGAGGAAAGCAAACGAAAUACCAGCAUGCCCACCAGUGAGACCGAGUCCGUCAACACCGAGAACGUAAGUGGUGAAGGCGAGAGCCAAGGCUGCUGUGGAAAUCUCUGUCAAGCCAUCUCAAAAUCCAAACUCAGCCGACGCUGGCGUCGCUGGAACCGCUUUAAUCGCAGACGGUGCAGGGCUGCUGUGAAGUCUGUCACGUUUUACUGGCUUGUUAUUGUCCUGGUGUUUCUCAACACCUUAACCAUCUCCUCUGAGCACUAUAACCAGCCUGACUGGUUGACACAGAUUCAAGAUAUCGCUAACAAAGUCCUCUUGGCUUUGUUCACCUGCGAGAUGCUGGUGAAAAUGUACAGCUUGGGCCUUCAGGCAUAUUUCGUUUCUCUCUUUAACCGGUUCGAUUGCUUCGUGGUAUGUGGUGGAAUUACCGAAACCAUCUUGGUGGAACUGGAAAUCAUGUCCCCCCUGGGGAUCUCUGUAUUCCGGUGUGUGCGCCUCUUAAGAAUUUUCAAAGUGACCAGGCACUGGACUUCCUUGAGCAACUUGGUGGCAUCCUUGUUGAAUUCCAUGAAGUCCAUCGCUUCUCUGUUGCUUCUGCUUUUUCUCUUCAUCAUCAUCUUUUCCUUGCUUGGGAUGCAGCUGUUUGGUGGCAAGUUUAAUUUUGACGAAACACAAACCAAACGGAGCACCUUUGACAAUUUUCCCCAGGCGCUCCUCACAGUAUUUCAGAUCCUGACAGGUGAAGACUGGAACGCCGUGAUGUACGAUGGCAUUAUGGCUUAUGGGGGGCCGUCGUCUUCGGGAAUGAUCGUCUGCAUCUACUUCAUCAUCCUCUUCAUUUGUGGUAACUAUAUUCUACUGAAUGUCUUCUUGGCCAUCGCUGUGGACAACUUGGCUGAUGCUGAGAGUUUGAAUACUGCUCAGAAAGAGGAAGCUGAAGAAAAGGAAAGGAAAAAGAUUGCCAGAAAAGAGAGCCUGGAAAAUAAAAAGAAUAACAAACCGGAAGUUAACCAGAUAGCCAACAGUGAUAACAAGGUUACAAUUGACGACUACCGAGAAGAGGAUGAAGACAAGGACCCCUACCCGCCAUGUGAUGUGCCAGUAGGUGAAGAGGAAGAGGAGGAGGAGGAGGAUGAACCCGAGGUUCCUGCUGGUCCCCGUCCUCGAAGAAUCUCUGAGUUGAACAUGAAGGAGAAAAUCGCCCCCAUCCCUGAAGGGAGUGCUUUCUUCAUUCUUAGCAAGACCAAUCCGAUCCGCGUGGGCUGCCACAAACUCAUCAACCACCACAUCUUCACCAACCUCAUCCUCGUCUUCAUCAUGCUGAGCAGCGCUGCCCUGGCCGCCGAGGACCCCAUCCGCAGCCACUCCUUCCGGAACACGAUACUGGGGUACUUUGACUAUGCUUUCACAGCCAUCUUUACUGUUGAAAUCCUGUUAAAGAUGACCACGUUCGGAGCCUUCCUCCACAAAGGGGCUUUCUGCAGGAACUACUUCAAUUUGCUGGACAUGCUGGUUGUUGGGGUGUCUCUUGUGUCAUUUGGGAUCCAAUCCAGUGCCAUCUCUGUGGUGAAGAUUCUGAGGGUCCUCAGGGUCCUGAGGCCGCUCAGGGCAAUCAACAGAGCCAAAGGACUUAAGCACGUCGUCCAGUGUGUCUUUGUGGCCAUCCGGACAAUCGGCAACAUCAUGAUUGUCACCACCCUCCUCCAGUUCAUGUUUGCCUGUAUUGGGGUCCAGCUGUUCAAGGGAAAGUUCUAUCGCUGCACAGAUGAAGCCAAAAGUAACCCUGAGGAAUGCAGGGGGCUUUUUAUCCUCUACAAGGAUGGGGAUGUUGAGAACCCUGUGGUCCGGGAGAGGAUCUGGCAGAACAGUGAUUUCAACUUUGACAAUGUUCUUUCGGCUAUGAUGGCCCUUUUUACAGUCUCCACAUUUGAGGGCUGGCCUGAGUUGCUGUAUAAAGCCAUCGACUCGAAUGGGGAGAAUGUUGGCCCUAUCUACAACUACCGCGUGGAGAUCUCCAUCUUCUUCAUCAUCUACAUCAUCAUCGUCGCGUUCUUCAUGAUGAACAUCUUUGUGGGCUUCGUCAUCGUCACAUUUCAGGAGCAGGGAGAGAAAGAGUAUAAGAACUGUGAGCUGGACAAAAAUCAGCGUCAGUGUGUUGAAUACGCCUUGAAAGCACGUCCCUUGCGGAGAUACAUCCCCAAAAACCCCUACCAGUACAAGUUCUGGUACGUGGUGAACUCCUCGCCUUUCGAAUACAUGAUGUUUGUCCUCAUCAUGCUCAACACACUCUGCUUGGCCAUGCAGCACUAUGAGCAGUCCAAGAUGUUUAACGAUGCCAUGGACAUUCUGAACAUGGUCUUCACUGGGGUGUUCACCGUUGAGAUGGUCUUGAAGGUCAUUGCAUUUAAACCUAAGGGGUAUUUUAGUGACGCCUGGAACACGUUUGACUCCCUCAUCGUAGUCGGCAGCAUUAUAGACGUGGCCCUCAGCGAAGCGGAUCCAACUGAAAGUGAGAAUGUCCCUGUCCCAACUGCUACACCUGGGAACUCUGAAGAAAGCAAUAGAAUCUCCAUCACCUUUUUCCGUCUUUUCCGAGUGAUGCGAUUGGUGAAGCUUCUCAGCAGGGGGGAAGGCAUCCGGACACUGCUGUGGACUUUCAUUAAGUCCUUUCAGGCGCUCCCGUACGUUGCCCUUCUCAUAGCCAUGCUGUUCUUCAUCUACGCAGUCAUUGGCAUGCAGAUGUUUGGAAAAGUUGCCAUGAGAGAUAACAACCAGAUCAACAGAAACAACAAUUUCCAGACAUUCCCCCAGGCGGUGCUGCUGCUCUUCAGGUGUGCAACUGGUGAGGCCUGGCAGGAAAUCAUGCUGGCCUGCCUCCCCGGGAAGCUGUGUGACCCUGAGUCGGAUUACAGCCCCGGGGAGGAGUACACAUGUGGAAGCAACUUCGCCAUCGUCUACUUCAUCAGUUUUUACAUGCUCUGUGCGUUUCUGAUCAUCAACCUGUUUGUGGCUGUCAUCAUGGACAAUUUUGACUAUUUGACCCGGGACUGGUCUAUUCUGGGGCCUCAUCAUUUAGAUGAAUUCAAAAGAAUCUGGUCAGAAUAUGACCCCGAAGCAAAGGGAAGGAUCAAACAUCUCGAUGUGGUCACUCUGCUGCGCCGCAUUCAGCCUCCCCUGGGGUUCGGGAAGUUAUGCCCCCACAGGGUCGCCUGCAAGAGACUCGUGGCCAUGAACAUGCCUCUCAACAGUGAUGGCACAGUCAUGUUUAACGCAACCCUCUUUGCUUUGGUUCGGACAGCUCUCAAAAUCAAGACUGAAGGGAACCUGGAACAAGCAAAUGAAGAACUGCGAGCUGUGAUAAAGAAAAUCUGGAAGAAAACCAGCAUGAAACUACUUGACCAAGUUGUCCCUCCAGCUGGUGAUGAUGAGGUAACCGUGGGGAAGUUCUAUGCCACUUUCCUGAUACAGGACUACUUUAGGAAAUUCAAGAAACGAAAAGAACAAGGACUGGUGGGAAAGCACCCUCCGAAGAACACCACGAUCGCGCUACAGGCGGGGUUAAGGACACUGCACGACAUUGGGCCAGAAAUCCGGCGGGCUAUAUCAUGUGAUUUGCAAGAUGACGAGACUGAGGACACAAAACGCGAAGAAGAAGAAGAUGUGUUCAAAAGAAAUGGUGCCCUGCUUGGAAACCAUGUCAAUCAUGUUAAUAGUGAUAGGAGAGAUUCCCUUCAGCAGACCAAUACCACCCACCGUCCCCUGCAUGUCCAAAGGCCUUCAAUACCACCUGCAAGUGAUAUUGAGAAACCGCUGUUUCCUCCAGCAGGAAAUUCGGUGUGUCAUAACCAUCAUAACCAUAAUUCCAUAGGAAAGCAAGUUCCCAGCUCAACAAAUGCCAAUCUCAAUAAUGCCAAUAUGUCCAAAGCUGCCCCUGGAAAGCGGCCCAGCAUUGGGAAUCUUGAGCAUGUGUCUGAAAAUGGGCAUCAUUCCUCCCACAAGCAUGACCGUGAACCUCAAAGAAGGUCCAGUAUUAAAAGAACGCGCUAUUAUGAAACUUACAUUAGAUCCGACUCAGGAGAUGAGCAGUUCCCAACUAUUUGCCGGGAAGACCCGGAGAUACACGGCUACUUCAGGGACCCCCGCUGCUUGGGGGAGCAGGAGUAUUUCAGCAGUGAGGAGGGCUACGAGGACGACAGCUCGCCUACUGGGAGCAGACGAAACUAUGGCUACUACAACCGAUACCCAGGCAGCACCUUGGACUUUGAGCGGCCCCGGGGCUACCACCACCCCCAAGGCUUCCUAGAGGACGACGACGCGCCUGUUUGCUAUGAUUCCCGGAGAUCCCCAAGGAGACGCCUUCUACCUCCCACCCCAACAUCCCACCGGACAUCCUCCUUCAACUUCGAGUGCCUGCGCCGGCAGAGCAGCCAGGAGGACGUCCCCCCCUCCCCAGCCUUCCCCCACCGCACAGCCCUGCCUCUGCACCUGAUGCAGCAACAGAUCAUGGCAGUUGCAGGCCUGGAUUCAAGUAAAGCCCAGAAGUACUCGCCCAGCCACUCCACUCGCUCUUGGGCCACCCCUCCGGCGACCCCUCCGUAUCGGGACUGGACGCCGUGCUACACACCCCUGAUCCAGGUCGAGCGGUCCGAGGCCCUGGACCAGGUCAACGGUAGCCUGCCAUCCCUGCACCGCAGCUCGUGGUACACGGAUGAGCCUGGCAUCUCCUAUCGGACUUUCACACCAGCCAGCCUGACUGUCCCCAGCAGCUUCCGAAAUAAAAACAGCGACAAGCAGAGGAGCGCAGACAGCUUGGUGGAGGCCGUCCUGAUAUCUGAAGGCUUGGGCCGGUACGCAAGGGACCCAAAAUUUGUGUCUGCGACAAAAUAUGAAAUCGCCGAUGCCUGUGACCUCACCAUCGACGAGAUGGAGAGCGCAGCCAGCAACCUGCUGAAUGGGAACAUGCGUGGCCGGGCCAACGGGGACCUGGGCCCCCUCUCACACCGGCAGGACUAUGAGCUGCAGGACUUCGGGCCUGGCUACAGCGAUGAAGAGCCAGACCCUGGGAGAGAGGAGGAGGACCUGGCGGAUGAGAUGAUAUGCAUCACCACCCUGUAGCCCAGGGCGGGCACAAGGCCAGGGAAAAAGUGCCUCGUAGUUAGGAAAGCUUAGGCACUACUAGUAUGGAGUCCACAUUCAAUUAGACUUUCGUACAGGUGAUGUCACGCCUCCAGGAAGCCAUAAACCUGGUAGGGAGCAGCCGUGCACCUCGUGCUCGGCCCCAGCUGUGGGAAACAGUAGCCCAACCCUCCUGGAGAGGAGCAGCAAGGAAGUGUGGCAAGCCCUGCCUGCUUGCCCAGCCUGCACCGGGGCACUCCCCCAUGCCCACCUGCCGGCAGGCACAAUGGGAAAGGUUAAAGGUGAUGACGACGAUCACCAUACCUGUGUCAUUACCUCAGCCAUCAGUCUAGCAUAUCAGACAUUCACUGGGCCCAGCAUAUCCAUUUUUAACCCCUUCCUCAAUACACUGCUUCCUGGUUCCUGUUUAGCUGUUCUGAAGUACAGUGUGUAAGUCAGAACCUACCUACCAGCUGUCAUCCUGAGGGGAGCAGGUUUUCUGUCCUGUGACUCCAGUUUACACCAGAGAGCAUCACUCAGAUGGUCGGUUUCUGACUGUCAGGCUAAGGGCAACUAAGGGUAAACUGGAAUAAUAAUGCACUCGCAACCAGGUAAACUUAGAUACGCUAGUUUGUUUAAAAAUUAUAGAUUUACUGUACAUGACUUGUAAUAUACUAUAAUUUGUAUUUGUAAAGAGAUGGUCUAUAUUUUGUAAUUAUUGUACCGUAUUUGAAAUGCAGCAAUAUCCAUGGGUCCUAAUAAUUGUAGUUCCCCACUGAAAUCUAGAAAUUAGCAUUUUUACUCAGACUACACAGAAGUAGAAAUAGAGCCAAUUCUCAUUUAUUCAGUGAAAAUCUUUUGGCGGCAAAAUUUUGAGUUCAAAAGAACUUGACACUAUGGAGAUUUUUCUAAAACAAUGGAGUCACCUUACUUAAGACAUGCCAGCUGACUCUUCAGUCCUGCCUUCGGGCAGAGUUCUAGUAGUGUGCCCUUUGGUCCACCAUGGGUUGCAGCUGUCCAUCUGGCUUGCUUCACCUUACUCACCCUCCGCUAAGUUGAGGACAGAGCAGGCCAAGCUGGCGACUCUGAUCCUGGGGAUUCACAGCUGCCUCCACCCCGCCUCCCCCCAGGACAGCUUUGGUUCCUGGUACAGAAACAAUGGCACAAGUGAAUGAAGUGCCCUGCUCUUGUCCCUGGGGGACUGGGAUGCUGCUUGUCUUAAGAAUAAGGAGUGAUGGGGAGGAGGGGCAGAGGAAGCACAUUGAUAAUCCGUAGCAUAGAGUGUUAGGGUCUGUAUAAAAUGUAUUGCUGCCUUUUUACAAAACAUUGCCGUACUGUGUGUUCUCUUUGAGGGCUUUUAUAUGCAAUUGAAUGAGGGCUGAAGUUUUCACUGGAAUGCACUCACACUCCGAUUGUACUUCCUGAUGAAAACCCACUUUUGGAUCAUUAGAACCAUCAAGGCUUCUUUUUUGUUCACAGAACUAUGCCGACAUUGUCAAGUUACCUUGGCAGGGUUUCCCUGCAGUCAACAAACAGGUAGCAAAUUUUGGUUCAAAAAUUUUAAAUACAUAGACAAACUGUUAAUGUCUUUGUUUUUUUGUAAAUAACAACUUUGUUAUGAAGACCUUACAAACCUCUUCUUAAGACAUUCUUAUUCCAGAUCCAGGCAAAAACACAUCAAGGUUUGUAAAUGACUAUUUCCUGACAAAUUCUUUUUUAUUAAAAUGCAAAAUGAUCUUCAGAACAAACUGUGUAAUAAUUUCAUUGUACCUGGGAGCUUCUCCUUGUAAAGGGUGCCUGCAACAUCUGCAGAAGAGGCCAGGAGGACAGUCCUGUCAUGAGAGGGGAGUUGCCACCCUCAUGGCUCCUUCGAUGCCCCAGGUAACUCAGUGCCAGCUUCUCCUUCAGGGCCAGCAUCAUCACCUCCAUCACUGCCGACUCCAUUCUCCGGUGGGUACUGGUUUUACUGAGUGACUUAUUAUCAGUAGAAAACUGUCCUGCCCAGAUGUAGCUUUCUCUGGUGUAAGUAAUGAUCUUUUCAGCCAGUAUCUACAAACCAGCUUUUGUAUGGGCUGCAUCACUUCCCUUUGCUGUGUGCUUUAAGCCUGGUUCAACCUCUGGUCUAACGAUUUUUUUUUCUUGGUUAAGAAAAAGUUCAAGUUGUGGAACAUAGUUUUCUUCUUUGUUUAAAGAUUUAAACUUCUCUCAUUUUUGGUUCCUUUCCUCACCCCUAAAUAGAUGUAAUUUUGUUGUGUCCCUAGAAAUGGUCCAUCUAGUUUUCCUUAGCAUUGUUUUCAUGUCACAAGAUAAAAACGGCAGCUACAGUUUAACUGAAUCUGCAGUUUUCACCUAGACUGCGG